AUGGCAAGAGCAACUAUAUGCGAUGAAUUGAAUAUUAAUUCCAGAUCUGAUGUUGAUAAAUACAUUGCUGGACUAUAUGCAAGAUUCACAUUCCCAACUCCUGAACCAGCCACUAUUGAAAAUUUACCAACAUCAUCAUUGAUUCAGAUUUGUUCAUAUUUGCAACCAAAUGAACUCGUGAAUUUGGCUGUUUCAUCCAGAAUUUGGUAUUUCCCUGCAAUUAAAGCAUUAUACAAGAAGAUUGUUGUCACUGACAAUUUAGAUGCAUUACACUCAGUAAAGAUUACUAUUUCUAAAGGUUUUAAAAAUUGUGGUACAGUUAUCUCAGCAUCCCAAUUCCAAGAAUUGUUGUUGACUAUUAGCUCCAAUCCUUAUUUGGCAUCAUUUGUUAAAUCAUUGACAUUGAAUAUCAGUGAGGAAACUAUCAAUUUGAUUCCCUUGUUGUCCAAUAUUCCAGGUUUACAGCUUAGAACUUUGAUUGCUCCUCGUAUUCCUAUUUCAUAUUUUACAAAGAGAAACAAUUGGGAUUUAAGAAAUGUUAAACGAUUAGCUGUUUCCAUUAAAAGUGUCAGUCCCGAUGCAUUAUGUUUUCCACAAUUGGAGAGUUUGAAGAUUUACUACAGUCAAAGCCAACACGACCAAAAGAAUUUAAGAAGACUUGGUAAGAUGUUACGUAAAGGCAGAUCAUUAAAGAGGUUACAUGAACUAGAAUUUGUUGAGAAUUCUUGUAAUGCAAAAUUAGCAUUACUUAACAUUUUUAAUGAUGAGUUGGACAUGAAUUCCUUACCAUCAUGGACACACUUUUUCGAUUACAUAAUUAAAGGCAAGAAACCAAAGAAAUUGAGAUUGGAUUCUUUGGCAAUUGAAGGAUUUGUUGGUGAUAAAGCAGUUCAAUGUGUUGAAAAGUUAUCCGAGGCAGUUGAAUUAUCUGAACUUUUCAAUUUACAAUUACACAUUAGGGAACAAAGUCAAACUCAAUCUACAGCAUCAUUAAAUUCAAUUCAAGACAGUGCUGGUCAAUUUCUCGAUUUGAUUACUCAAAAAACUCCAUCGUUAGAAAGUUUGGCCAUUACACCAACUACAAAUUUCUUGCUUCUCCAAAAGGAUUCAAUUGUUAAAACCUUGACUGUUAAUUUAAGACAUCAACUUAAAAAUCUUCUGUUGGUUUAUGAGAGUGUUUCAACUGGACAUUCCCAAAUUGUUCACGAGGCAAUUUGCAAGUAUCAAAGCAAAAUGGAAAGAUUGUUGAUAAAUGAUAAAUCCACUGAAGCCAUUGAUAGACAACUUUUGUUCAAGUGCAUUCAAUCAAAUCCAGCAUUAUUGAAACUUUAUGAACAUGGAUUGAUGUAUGAACAAAUGCUUAUUGACUUGUUAUUCAGUGAUGUUUUCUUGACUGAUUUCUUGAAAUUGGAUGAAAAUUUUAUUGUCAAUGAUCAUAUGUUACAAUUUAUUGAGAAAACUUCUGGUAAAGGAUUGAAUGACUUUUUAUGGUGUUUUUUAAACUUCAAUUUUAGUCCGGUGGUUUCUCAUAAUUCCCAAUUGAUUGAACAAUUAAGGCAUUUGCAAUAUUUGAAUGUUUUGGGAAUUAGUCUUGUGGUUCGUUUCUCCAACGGUCAUUUAAAUCAUCAAUUGCAUGAAUUAUAUUACAAUACCAAUGGUAACAUGUCCAUUUAUAGUGGUUUAGCUUUGGCAAAUUAG
Messenger RNA from Candida tropicalis MYA-3404, 1698 nucleotides. RefSeq names its product Fgr43p (gene FGR43). Gene Ontology annotation, molecular function: protein binding. The coding region runs from base 1 to 1698 and encodes 565 amino acids. Lineage: Eukaryota; Fungi; Ascomycota; Pichiomycetes; Serinales; Debaryomycetaceae. The transcript has a single exon. The record is from RefSeq and is a predicted model, not a curated record.